Strigops habroptila (Kakapo) is the source of this 1447-nucleotide messenger RNA. It is a transcript of the gene TNFRSF25, whose product is annotated as TNF receptor superfamily member 25. NCBI's taxonomy places the organism in Eukaryota, Metazoa, Chordata, Aves, Psittaciformes, Psittacidae. Gene Ontology annotation, cellular component: plasma membrane. Gene Ontology annotation, biological process: signal transduction. Gene Ontology annotation, molecular function: protein binding. The record is from RefSeq and is a predicted model, not a curated record.
AUGAAGCGCUGCUGCCCGGGCGCAGCCUCGGUGAUCCUGGCAGCGCUGUGCCUCGCAGCAAGUGAAUCGCAGCCCCCAGGCUGCCGGGACUGCGCCGUGCCGUGGGGGCAGCGGGUGCCGGUGCGGCUGCGGAGGCACAUCACCAAACCCCGCUGCCCUGGCAUGAACUGGGUCGAAGCAGUUCGCCGGUGCUGCAACCGUUGUCCUGCAGGGAUGUUCCUGCUCACCCCUUGCUCGAGCCAUGGCAACGACAGCAUCUGCACCGCCUGCCCCGCCGGCACCUUCCUCUCCCAGCCCAACACCCUCACCAAGUGCCAGGCUUGCUACGAGUGCGACCACCAAACCUUCCAGAGCGUGCUGACCAACUGCUCGGCCACCAGCAACGUUGUCUGUGGCUGCGAGUCCGGCCACUUCCGCCAGUGCCACAACAGCGCCUGCAGCGAAUUCUCGUGCCAGCAGUGCGAGCCCUGUGCCGGGCGGCUCGUCCAGCGGUCCUGCUCAGAGGCGCAGGACACGGUCUGUGGUGGCUGCAAACCCGACUUCUACGCCGAGGGUAGCGAGUGCCGGCCGUGCCACAUGACCAUCCCGGAGAUGUGUGGCAAGGAGUGCCAGCGGGUGUGCGGCGUCAGCGGUGGACAAGGCUCAGGGCUGGAGUACAUCCUGUUGGCGCUCACCGGGCCCCUCUUCCUGGGUGCCCUCGGUAUCUACCACAAGAGGAAGCGGCUCCGGCACAGCACCCUGGCAGGCAGCCCUCACCCGAUAUCUGGGGCUGUGGCCACGCCACAGUGCCAGGUCAGUGCCCAGGGGUGGGACAGCCAGUGCUGGAGCCAGCCAUGCUCCCCACCAGUGUUGGAGCGUACCAGCGGCGUGGCAAGGCAGAGCCCCAUGUGCCAGGCCCUACUGCGGGGACAGCCCGGCGAGCUGGAGCCCUCUGCCCCACUGGAGCCCCACAGCACCCUGCUGCAGGGCAGCCAGCUCUACACUGUCAUCGACGCGGUGCCGGUGCGGCGCUGGAAGGAGUUCAUGCGGGUGCUGGAGCUGCGGGAGGCAGAGAUCGAGCUGGUGGAGCUGGAGGUGGCCCACAUCCGUGACCAGCAGUACGAGAUGCUGAAGCGCUGGUGCCAGCAGACCAGCGCCACGCUCGACCGCAUCUUUGCCGCACUGGAGCGCAUGGAGCUGGCCGGCUGUGCCGAAGCGCUGCGCCGGAGCCUGUCCGCAGGGCCCUGACCCCUGGUGCUGCAGGCCGGCAGAGGGAGGUGCCUCAGCCGAGCCGUACCCCUAAGUAUUGUUACUUAUGCCGUGUAGACAUUUUAUGUCAGUUGUAUGUCCCCUUCCUGCCCGCCUGCCCCCUCUAUUUAUGUCCCCGUGCUCACGGGGCCGAAGGGGAUCCCGGCACACCGGCUGCCCGGCCCCUCGCGGGACGAGCGGGCACCGAGCCCCCGCGAAC